Messenger RNA from Gaeumannomyces tritici R3-111a-1, 1963 nucleotides. RefSeq lists its product as hypothetical. Lineage: Eukaryota; Fungi; Ascomycota; Sordariomycetes; Magnaporthales; Magnaporthaceae. Gene Ontology annotation, cellular component: cytoplasm. The transcript has 3 exons. Gene Ontology annotation, molecular function: GTP binding. The record is from RefSeq and is a predicted model, not a curated record. Gene Ontology annotation, biological process: SRP-dependent cotranslational protein targeting to membrane. Bases 412 to 1368 code for a protein of 318 amino acids.
GUGGAAAAUCAAUAACCCGUGUGAAGCUUCCACGUCGAUGCAAUUUCCCUUUUUGCGUUUCGCUUGCGCUCUUUUAACCCAAACCGUGCUGGCCGGCGCUCGCAUACGUCACUCGGGAGGAUGCGCCCGAUCCUGGGGAGCCGAUUGGAUCUGAGCCGCAGCCGAGCGUGCGCCCGUCGAAUGAUGCAAGCAGAGAGGGCGAAACAGCAGAAUUGAGCUCGAUAGCAACCGCCCACCGCGACGCGCCCCACCCAUGCCGUGAGCGCCGGACUGCUGGAACGGCAAUUAAUGGUAAUGGCAUUGAGGGCCGUGCGACUCCGUCUCGGGCUUGACACACCUACCUAAACGCCGCGCCGCCGCCGCCGCCGAGGCCCCAGCAGCAGCAGCAUUACCAGCAAGUAAAAGGGGGCAAUGUCAGCCAUAAUAUCGUCGGUCACGCCCGACGCGCCCCUGCAGUCCCGCAUAGUGGACGACAAGUCCCCCAUAUGCAUCCCCUUCAUCCUGGACCGCCUCGCAGCCUGGCGCAAGGAGCGGGACGGCGCCGGCGGUAGCCAGGCCAGGCCCUUCAUAAUCGGCCUAAACGGCGUCCAGGGCGUGGGAAAGACCACGCUGGUCAAGGCCCUAGCCGAGACGCUGCAGCGGCGCGAGAUGCUGCGGACCCUGGUCGUCAGCAUAGACGACUUUUACCUGACGCACUCGGCCCAGCUCGCCCUGGCCGAGGCGCACCCGGACAACUCGCUAGUGCAGUACAGGGGAGAGCCGGGCACGCACGACAUUGACCUCCUCUCGACCUUCUUCGCCGCCAUCCGCGAGGGCCGCCCGACCAAGGUGCCGGCCUACGACAAGGCCGCCUUCAACGGCCUCGGCGACCGCGUGCCCGAGUCGCAGUGGCAGGCCGUCAACGACCCAGCCUCGGGCGACCCGCCCGUCCAGGUCGUCAUCGUCGAGGGCUGGUGCGUCGGCUUCCGCGCUCUGCCAGACGCCGAGGUCGAGGCCCGGUGGCGCGCCGGCGGCGCGCGGACGCUGCACCUGCACCGACUCGAGCACCUGCGGCUCGUCAACGACUGCCUGCGCCGCUACGACGCCGCCCUGACCGACGCGCUCGACGCGUUCGUGCACGUCGACGCCGAGGACCUGGCCCACGUCUACGCCUGGCGCCUCGAGCAGGAGGCGCAACUGCGCCGCGAGAGGGGCGGCGCCGGCAUGUCGGACGAGCAGGUCGUCCGCUUCGUCGACGCCUAUUACCCGGCCUACGAGCUCUUCUCCGACGGCGUCAGAGCCGGCGUCCUGCUCCCCCGCCGGCCCGGCUUCCAGCUGAGGUUGGUGGUGGAUAAGGACAGGCGGGUCAAGGAGUCAAUUGUGCUGUGAAGGGGCAGAGAGACGAUUGCGGAUGGCUCAUUUCCUUGUUUCCUGCUAGCUCGACUAUUUUCCUGCAAUGUGUAAAAGCACAUGACGUCCCAGUAUACCUCGUCAGCCCAAGAAGCAAGCCGGCUGACAUGCUCCCAUUAGUGCCAGAUAAUCCUUGCCACCGAAAUCACCCCUGAAGUGCAGCAAGCCCGUGAUACCUGCUCCAAGCUAUCAUGCCGUAAAAUGGUGUCCCCAAUCAUAAAGCUGCAAUGCUACCCUCUAGCCUUGGCUUUUGUCCACCUUUAUAGCUGGUCAUAUAUCGUCGUUAGCAAAAUCAAACCCGACCAAGGCGCAGUGCCAGAUUCGGCAGGGUAUUACAGUUCCACCUCCUUCCCCUUCAUCAUAACCUCGCCCUCCUGCUUGAGGCUGAAGAGAGUUCGGUCGAUGUACUCCAUCUUGCCCCUUAUCAGCUCCUCGCGCGCCGAGACUUGUUCCUCGAACUGGGCCGUGAUUUUGCGCUUGCCGCGGCGGGCCUUCUUGAUCUUGCCGACAACCUCGCCGAACCGCUCCAGGAACCAGUCGCCGCACUCAUCCCACUCCGCUACCGAGACCUGGC